AGAGGGAGAGGGAGAGAGAGAGAGAGAGAGAGAGAGAGAGAGGCUCGCUGGGGUUGGGUUGGAGAAAAGCAAAAAACUGGUAUCUUGUUCGGUUUAAGAGAUCUAUCUACUGGAAAAAAGCUAAAAUCUUUCAAGGGAACGGAUGCCCCUCGCCAUUCUCGUGGAGAUUCCUUCUUGCAGAAAUGGCCACACCGUUUCUAGCUGGACUUGCAGUUGCAGCUGUUGCUCUUGCAGGCAGAUACAGUGUCCAGGCCUGGCAUGCGUUCAAGACACGACCAGCUACAGCUCGUAUGCGCAAGUUUUAUGAUGGUGGUUUCCAGCCUACAAUGACCAAAAGGGAGGCUGCUCUGAUUCUUGGUGUUAGGGAAAAUGCUCCUCCUGACAAAGUAAAAGAAGCACACAGGAAGGUAAUGGUUGCAAAUCAUCCAGAUGCAGGUGGCAGCCAUUACCUUGCUUCCAAGAUCAAUGAAGCAAAAGAUGUGAUGCUUGGAAAGACCAAAGGCAGUGGAUCUGCAUUCUGACUUCACCUGUUUUCCCUUAAUGAUUCUGUGUGGCUCCCCUUUAUCAAAGGGAAUGUGAAAGAACCUAUUUCUUCAUUACAUCCUUCCAGAGAUACCAAUGUGCUCUUUCCAAAAACUAUUGGGUAUUUUGUCACCUUCCCCAAAUUAAUUGUAGCGUUCUUAAGAAGUUAUGUUGAAUUUAUUUGUGAAGUUGAUGGUGCCAAGGAUGUAUGUCUGCAAGUAUAGGGACUGUAUUUU
Messenger RNA from Magnolia sinica, 758 nucleotides. RefSeq names its product mitochondrial import inner membrane translocase subunit TIM14-1-like. The record is from RefSeq and is a predicted model, not a curated record. The transcript has 3 exons. Gene Ontology annotation, cellular component: PAM complex, Tim23 associated import motor. Gene Ontology annotation, biological process: protein import into mitochondrial matrix. Lineage: Eukaryota; Viridiplantae; Streptophyta; Magnoliopsida; Magnoliales; Magnoliaceae. Bases 183 to 521 code for a protein of 112 amino acids. Gene Ontology annotation, molecular function: ATPase activator activity.